ACUUUUUGUGAUAUGGAUACUGUCAGCUUUUAUAUGUGUUCUAUGUUGUCAUCUGUCAAAUGUCAAUGGACAAAAUAAUUUAUGAGCCCCCACUCCCCAGUUUCAAACAGCUUCAAUAAUAUAUUAAAAUAAAUAUUACAUUAUAAAGUUUUCUGCACGAUAAGUUUAGUUGUAUCAAAUAUAAAGCAAUGGCGGCAGCCCCAACUGACUGGCAAUUAGAAUGUGUAGAAUUAAAACAGCGAGGAGCAUACUUGCUUCAAACUGGCCAGUGGUCAGAUUGCACUUUUCUGGUGGGUACCGAUCCUAAUCAAGUGGUGAUAGCUGGUCACAAGCUUAUUUUGGCGAUGGCAUCUCCCGUGUUUGAGGCAAUGUUCUAUGGUGGCAUGCCCGAAAGGAAUGAUCCAAUACCAAUCUUAGAUGUUCAGAUUGAUGCAUUUAAGGCUCUUCUAGAGUAUAUAUAUACAGGAAACAUAAAUUUGAGUUCAUUUGAUAAAGCUUGUGAGCUGUGCUAUGGAGCUAAAAAAUAUAUGCUACCACACUUAGUUAAAGAAUGCACCCGUUACCUCUGGUCUGAUCUAUAUCCAAAAAAUGCUUGUAGAGCAUAUGAGUUUGCUCGGCUGUUUGAUGAAAAUGUUUUGAUGGAAAAAUGUUUGCAGAUCAUCAGUACUAAUACCAAAGAUGUGCUAAAUGAUAGCAGUUUUGAAGAAGUGGAAUUAAAUACAGUUAUUACAGUCUUCUCAUUGGAUCACCUCAAUAUUGAUUCAGAAAUGGAUCUUUUUAAUGCUGCAGUGAGGUAUUCAAAAGCUAUGGAAAAGCGGAAUGCUGAACGGAGCAGUAGUCCUUCUACUGAGGGUCCCUCAACAGAGAGUACAUCAACUGAACAAAGAGAAUCUGACUCUGCUCCUAAAAGUCCACCACCAUCUACAUCUAAGGACAAUACACAGGUAGUUAAUGUUGAGAGCAGUGCUGAAAACAGUCCGGCAGCUGCAAUGGAGGCAUGUCGCUCCUGUGACAAUUCAGACCAUUCCGUUCAGCCCCCAGACAGCAAGAAACCUAAAACCUCUGAAAGCAAGCCAACCCUCCGCAGUGCCAUCGAGAAGAUCAGAUUUCUGACAUUGUCGGCACAACAGUUUGCUGAGGGCCCAGCAAGAUCUUCCCUUUUGACCGAGUCAGAGGCUUUCACAGUCCUCAUGAAUAUCCUUUCAAACAACUCUGAUGUGCCAAUGCCAACUGGUUUUUCAACUUGUAGGAGUCCAAGGAAACAGCUGAUCGGUUGUGGACCUUCAUGUAAUAUGACAACAUUUGUGGUUGACACUCCCAGUCCGGUCGCAGUAGAGCAAGUGUGGGAUAACAGUCGUCCCGCUCCUUCAACAAACACCUGUCCCUCUUACCCAAGACCCACGCGCCAUGAGAGUCUAUGGCCAGUCCUGGGCAUGGUGGUCGACCACACAGAACGUCACAAUUCGGACCUGCAUAAGAUCUACUGUCAACGCGCAGUAGUUCAGCAAACAGAUUGCCUUAACACGAGCGUAUUAGAUUGUUCAGUAACCUUCAUGGUGGAUAAAAAUAUAUGUCUCCUGGGCGUUCAGGUACCAACUCAAGCGCCGAGCGAGGAAAGCGCGGUUACGGGUAGCGGGGCGGGGGGCUAUUCUGAGCUUCUGUACGCACAUCUAUUGGAUGCGGACGGAGCACGAUUGACGUAUACGCACUACACCAGUCGCGUGCCAUAUCGACAUUUACUUGACAUCAUGUUCAACCGACCCGUUUAUAUACAACGGAAUAAGGUGUACAAAGUAGGUAUAGUAUUUAAUAAGGUGGGUUGGUAUCCAAUGGGCACGUGCGCACAGCAGGUAGCUGCGGAAUCAGUCUUCUUCAACUUCGGCAUUGGACAGAGCAGCGACUCAGUCCGCGAUGGCCUCAUUCGAUCAAUCAUAUUCACAUACUAAACCACUUAUAUCUUACAUUUAUAUGGAUUUAUAUGCAUAUAAACGCGAUUUUUUACAUUAUUAACAUAACAUACUAAGAGAUGCCUAAUUACCAAAAAGCACUGUAACCUCCCUCCUAAAUUUAUGUGUGACUGAAUUAAAAUUACCAUUUAUUACUUCUCAUGAGAUGUACGAAUGUAGUAGUAAACAGGGGCGUUCAUUAGCCGAUCCAAAAAGUAUAAUUAUGACUGUCAUUUUAAAAUAUACGUGCCUUUCGAUUUUAUGAUUUAAAAAACACCGAGACACCACAAGAUGGUUUUAUAAUUCGUUUUUUUGAUUUAUUCGAUAUUGAACUAUUUAUAUGAUAUUAUUCGAUAUUGAACGACUAAAGUUUUGGAUAUUAGUUAUGUGAAAAAUGAUAUAAUUGUUCUCUUGUUUAUAACAUAGGGCUAUUCAGGUUAAGAUUUAAGUCGAUAACGAUGAUUCUACGUAAUGUUCUGACAUGCGUUAGCGUUAGGCCUCGACUCUGAUUUUUUUUAUUUAGAUUUUAAAUGACUCAUCUAAAGUGCAGUAUAUAUUUUUGCCAAAACUCUCUUUUCUAUUUAGAUCUGUGAUAGCACCACACUGGAGAAAGCGACGAAAUUGUA
This is a messenger RNA of Pieris rapae (cabbage white), 2572 nucleotides long. RefSeq lists its product as uncharacterized. Lineage: Eukaryota; Metazoa; Arthropoda; Insecta; Lepidoptera; Pieridae. Gene Ontology annotation, biological process: neurogenesis. The record is from RefSeq and is a predicted model, not a curated record. Gene Ontology annotation, molecular function: protein binding. Gene Ontology annotation, cellular component: cytosol; P-body. Bases 189 to 1946 code for a protein of 585 amino acids. The transcript has 10 exons.